Messenger RNA from Anopheles cruzii, 984 nucleotides. It is a transcript of the gene Gsc, whose product is annotated as homeobox protein goosecoid. Lineage: Eukaryota; Metazoa; Arthropoda; Insecta; Diptera; Culicidae. The transcript is spliced from 3 exons. Gene Ontology annotation, biological process: regulation of transcription by RNA polymerase II. Gene Ontology annotation, molecular function: RNA polymerase II cis-regulatory region sequence-specific DNA binding; DNA-binding transcription factor activity, RNA polymerase II-specific. The coding region runs from base 1 to 984 and encodes 327 amino acids. The record is from RefSeq and is a predicted model, not a curated record. Gene Ontology annotation, cellular component: nucleus.
AUGUUUGGCAACGAGCGGCUGAACGGGAACGGUGGCACCACCGGUGGUGGCGGCGGAACAAAGGCGUACCAGGAAGCGGUGGCCAAGGCGCUGGAGGCCCACGGUGAGGCCGUCGCCGAUGAGACGAGCCUCGGGAACGAUCCCGCGCGACCCGCGUUCGCGUCCGUCUUCACGAUCGAGAGUAUACUCGGCCUCGGCGGUGGCGGUGGCGUCGGUGGCGCACCCAACCAUCGUGGGGAUGCCAUCGGGGGUCCGGGUUCGCUGAACGCUGAUAAGCUGUUGUCACCCGUUCCACAACGACUGGACGGUGGAAGCGGCGGCGGCGGGGGCUACGAAGUGGAGCACACCAAGCAGAGCCUCUCGAACUACUUCCGGUGUGCCGGGGCGAGCGGUCUGCACCUGCCACCGGCGGUCUCCGAGGCCAGCAGUAUGCUACCCGCGAACCUGCUCGGCAUAGCGUACCCGUCGUCCUGCCACGGCUAUCUGCAGCCGGACCUGUUCGCGGCCCACUUACACCAGCAGGUGGGGCUGGUCGCGUGCAACGGCAACUUCCGGCCGCGCUACCCCUUCCUGAACGCGGACUCGCACAUCAAGCGGAAACGGCGGCACCGGACGAUCUUCACCGAGGAGCAGCUCGAGCAGCUGGAGGCCACCUUCGACAAGACCCACUACCCGGACGUGCUGUUGCGGGAAAAGUUGGCCAUCAAGGUGGACCUGAAGGAGGAGCGCGUGGAGGUGUGGUUCAAAAACCGGCGCGCCAAGUGGCGAAAGCAGAAGCGCGAGGAGCAGGAGCAGUUCUCGAACUACGAGAUCAAUAAUAAAAUUAGGAAACUUAUCAACAUUCCGGUGGCGGCCCAGGAAAAGCUUCGGCAGUUGCAGGCGACGGGCAUGUUUGCGAAGGACAGCAAAGGGCUGCUGGUGAGCCCGAAGUGCGACGAGUUGAGCAACAGCAAUAGUGACGCCUCGGACGUGGAGGUCGUAUGA